Messenger RNA from Xenopus laevis (African clawed frog), 3262 nucleotides. RefSeq lists its product as hypothetical. NCBI's taxonomy places the organism in Eukaryota, Metazoa, Chordata, Amphibia, Anura, Pipidae. The record is from RefSeq and is a predicted model, not a curated record. The transcript has 6 exons. The coding region runs from base 1066 to 2958 and encodes 630 amino acids.
ACAGACUAUUUAAUACUAUAUUGUGAUGGGCAAAUAAAGAUAUGGGGAUGAGGUCCCAUUUAUUUUUGGGUCACACUCUGGGGCAGCAGAUUAUGUGUCACUCCAGUAAGAUUUAUAUGAUUGGACAAGAAUUCCAGUCAGGAAUGAGAGUGCUCCCCACUCUCAUUCCUGACUGGGGUUCAGUUGCUCCACUGUGACUGCUCCUGGGAUCACCCCCUGCCAGAACAUGAACUCUCCCACCUGUCUCCUGUGACAUCACAGCCCGUCUCAUAUCACACAGGCGCUUCCCACAGCCGCUUGGACUGGACUAACACUGGAGUCUCAGGGUCCCGCCAAAACUAAUACCGCCCAUUCAUGUUGUGAUUGGUGCAGCCACUCUCACAGCUGCUGGUUGCCAUGGCAGCUGCAAUGCGAUUGGUGGAAUUUCCACUUCGCGUCCUACACGGGCACAGGCAGCACAGAACAAAACUACUGCCCCGGUGCGAGGGAAGCGGCCGCCUGUGAUUAAUGUCUUUACCGGCAUGGACCCUGAAUCCGUCACUCACCCAGCAUCUCGCUGACAGCUCUUUGCUUUUAUUGGCUGCUGGGAGUUACAGUCCAACAGAAAUCUGGCGCGGCUCAGGCUGAUUAAUAAGUAGAACAAUAGAGAGAUUGUAGGUAACACCAGGGAAUUGCGGAAAUACAAACCCGACUGCACUGCCCGUGUCAUCUUGGUGCUGGAGUAUCGUCUGCCCUCCAACAAAAUGGCGCCGCGCUCAUUAUAUGCGACGAGUCUAAAGUGGGACAUAACUAACAUCUUAUUGGUCCAGAAGUCUCUCAUCUCCGCCCGUAAUGUUCUGCGUCACGAUGAUUGGGCGGGGCAGAGCCUAUUCCAACCUUCUCAUGCACAGCCCGGAUAGAGCUGAGAAUCUGAGAUGUGAGGAGAUUCACUGGGAGACAGGUCGGGAUCUGAUCCCUGUAACUCCCUGCAACUCCCUGUAGCUCCCUGACAUUCCCAUCCCCUGUACUCACAUCUCCAGCCUCAUCUACUGGAGAAAAUCAGAGAAAAAAGAAUACCUGAUCCCAAUGGAUAACUCUGUGGUUCCAGUUGUUGAUGGGGAUUUCCCAGAGGAUGAAGCAGAAAUAUUACAGAUAAAGAUAAAGGAAGAAGAAUCAGAUGUUGAAGAUCCCCUGCUGUCAAAAGCAAGCUCAUCAUUUAGUGAUGGGGAAUUACAGAUAAAAACAGAAAAAGAAGAGCCAGACUCGGAAGAUCCUUUAUACCCCACAGGAAGCUCCGAGGUUCCACUUAGUGAUGGGGGAUUUGUGGAGGUUAAGAUAGAAAGUUUAGUGAAUGAAGAACUGGAUUCUGAAGAUCAACUGAAUGAAAUUAAGAACUCUGUACUUACUGGUGAAGAGAACUUCUUUAAAGAUGAGGAGAGUCAUGUCUCUGAAACCGCCAUACAGUCAAAACAGUCCCCAGAAACGAGUGAUUUCUCUCAGACACAGGAUGCCACCCUGGAGACAUCACAGCCAAGGAACCCAAUGUUCCUCAAAGGAGAGGAACCAUAUCAGGAGCAGUUGAGUACAAUUGUACAUCUGCUUGGUCAUCAACACAGAAAGGAAAAAAUAGAACAUAAAUACACAGAGUGUGGCAGGAAGAACUUAAGAAAGAGUCGCUUUGGCUCACAUUGGAAAAGUCCCGUUGGGAGAAACCUUUCCCUUGCAUGGAAAGUGGGAAAAAAAUCUUCAAAAGGAAAUAUCAGUCUCCUAAAUCAGAAAAUCCACUCAACUAAGAAACCUUUCACUUGUACUGAAUGCUGGAAGACAUUUUCUUUUCAGAGCCACCUUCUCAUGCACCAGAAACUUCACACAGGGGAGAAACCCUUUACCUGUACAGAAUGUGGGAAAAGUUUCUCUCAAAAGGGCCACCUUUACAGGCACCAAAUGGUGCACACAGGGGAGAAACCGUUCUCAUGUACAGAAUGCGGAAAGACAUUUUCUGAUCAGAGCAAUCUUUCUGCACACCAGAAACGCCACACAGGGGUGAAACCAUUCACUUGUACACAAUGCGGGAAAAGUUUCUAUACUAAAGGCGGCUUUUCUAGGCACCAGGAAGUGCACACGGAGGAGAAGCAAUUCUAUUGUGCCGAAUGUGGGAAAACAUUUGCUCACAAGAGCAACUUUAAGACUCACAUAAAGAUCCACACUGUGAAGAAAUCGUUUGCUUGUUCUGAAUGUGGCAAAAUGUUUGCUAAAAAAGCCGUCCUUGGGAGACACAUGGAAAUCCACAAGCCAAGGAAACCAUACCCUUGUGCCGAAUGUGGGAAAACAUUUACUCUUGAGUUCUCUCUUCUCGCACACCAAAAGCUCCACACAGGGGAGAGUCCAUACUCCUGUACGGAAUGUGGGAAAAUAUUCACUUCCAAGCACUCUCUUCUCUCACACUGUAAACGCCACACUGGGGAGAAAAAUUUCACUUGUAUACAAUGUGGCAAAGCAUUUACUUGGAAAAGUACCCUUCAGGCGCACUACAGGACACACUCAGAGAAAAAACCAUUAACUUGCUCGGAAUGUGGGAAAGUAUUUGUGCAUGAGCGCAGCCUGAACGCCCAUUAUAAAAUGCACACAGGGGAGAAACCAUUCACUUGCACGGAAUGUGGGAAAGUAUUCCCUUAUAAGGGCAGCCUGAAGGCACAUUCCAAAAUCCACACUGGGGAGAAACCAUUCACUUGCAUGGAAUGCGGAAAAACAUUCUCUCAGAAAACUGCACUUUUGUCACACUGCAAAACUCACACAAGGGAAACAAAUUUUUCUUGUGCAGAAUGUGGGAAAAGCUUCUUGCACAAGUACAGACUUACCUUACACAAAAAAAUCCACGACAGGGGGAAACUGCUCUCUUGUACACAAUGUGGGGAAAGGUUUUCUGAAACGAGUCAGCUUAGCCUUCACUGGGAAAUCCACAUGGGGGAGCUCUUCUGAGAUGCAGAAUGUGCAGCCAAGAGAGUUUUUCGAUUUUCUACCCAAAAUAGCUCACAAUAGGAGUUCUGCAUGUAGUCCUUGAGAACGAGAGGGAGAAGUCUCCCAGAAGACACAGCUUUGGUCAAACUAGAAAUCCAUGCAGGAAAAGUCAUUACCCUUUUUAAAUUUUGGGCUGAAUUCUUACAAUGGGUGAGCCACUCCAGUAACUCCUGCGUAUAGCUCAGUGUUCCAGAGAAUUGUUUUUUUGCUCAUGUAUUUAUCAACAUGUGACAUGCUCAAGCCCAUAAAGAAAAUGUCCAAAAUG